AUGUCCCCCGAAUACCCCGCGUUGCGAUUUCGUAGCAUGUUCGUGGAGGACAACCAAUUCGAGCCAUCUCUAAGCUUCGACCUUCUCCCCACCGUUUCAUCUCAAUCUAUCUCUGUUCCAUCAACCGUUCAGUACCAAAAUCUAUUUCCCAAACUCAAGCACCUACCCCCAAAGCCCAAAGCCAGCCCUAGGUCAUCAACUCUCUAUCUCCAGCCCGCUUUGUUGGGCGACUGUCAUCUAAAACAACUUAAACCCAUAUAUACUGUUCUAUCAAACCGGAUGAAUUCCGAGGAGUUCUGGGGAAUGCACGUGCAGAACUUAGGUGGCACUACCACAAACCCGCAACACACAUACAAAUGGCCCCCUUACCCCCAGUCGCCCGAGGUCACUACCAGUGCAGCUCUACAAGAAUACGAUGACCGUGAAAAGUUCCGGAGAAAGUUUGCCAUUGCCGCCUUGAAAGCUGGGGUACCGGUGCCUGGCCAUCUCUCCCCAGAGGGCAGGUACGAAGACGUCAUGAUGAUGCCAGAUACCGGAUGCAUCUCCGGACAUUUUGAUAAUGGGGCCAUGAUUGAUACGGAGAGCAUCAGCAUGGCCGGUGGGUACUUUUCGAACCCGUACUUCUCGCAAACAGCGGAGAUCCAUAGUCUACCAUCGAUGCCUGCUGCGCGGCAGAGGUGGCGAUGCUCGGUGGAGGGUUGCACGAAAAAGUUCAAGUCGAAGCAGGCUUUGAAAUACCAUAAUGAAACUGGGCACGGUAAAAACGACCGGGAAUGUUCUGGCUGCGGGAAGGUUUGCAAGGGCGAUAAAAAUCACAGGAAGCAUGUUGCAAAAGGACUCGAUGGAAUAUCAGGAUUAGGGCAAGCUCUUUUCUUGGUUUCCUCAAUCAUCUUUUAG
Messenger RNA from Morchella importuna, 897 nucleotides. RefSeq lists its product as uncharacterized. The transcript has 8 exons. The record is from RefSeq and is a predicted model, not a curated record. Bases 1 to 897 code for a protein of 298 amino acids. Lineage: Eukaryota; Fungi; Ascomycota; Pezizomycetes; Pezizales; Morchellaceae.